This is a messenger RNA of Monopterus albus (swamp eel), 1289 nucleotides long. RefSeq names its product liver-enriched gene 1, tandem duplicate 1 (gene leg1.1). The transcript has 10 exons. The record is from RefSeq and is a predicted model, not a curated record. Lineage: Eukaryota; Metazoa; Chordata; Actinopteri; Synbranchiformes; Synbranchidae. The coding region runs from base 92 to 1174 and encodes 360 amino acids.
GAGAAAUAGGUGAAAAGCAAAUAUUUAUGGCUAGAAGUAGUCCGGUCUCCUGAUGCAUCCCUACAGAAAGAUCCUCAGCAUUUCUCACUAAAUGUCCAGUUACAGUUCCUCAGUCAUGCUGCAUCCGACAGUCCUUGGAUGCCUCCUCCUGGCAGGUACAGUGUCUCUAGGCAGCACUGCUGAAAUUCUAGAAAAUGGAUUACCUAUCCUGUGGGCGCAAACGGCCAGCCAAGUAAGUGACCUGCCGAUACAGAAUGGCAUCCUGACUCCCAACCCCUGGAACUUUCUGCACCGCAUGAGUCUCUACCGGCUAGUGAUAGUUGCUACAGACCCUUUUAAGGGAUCUCUGGGGACAAAUACCACAGACAGUCCUCUGUGGGGACUGGCACUGCAGCUUGGAUGGAUGCUAACUUCAGGGCGUCUUGCUGACCCAACCGGUGCUACAACCUGCGGCCUGCAAACAGGAGAUACUAGUUGCAUUUCUACUCAGAGCUGGUGGGGCUGUAUCAACUACUUUGUCUCUGCACUGCCAUUCUUAUCUGGGGCACAGCAGGGCUUCAUGGGACCAGAGGUUCAGGUCCAGAUGCAAGUGCCUGCAGAUGCAGAGGACCUUUGCACCACCUAUGCAAACUGUACAGCUCUUUACCCUGACGCCAUGUCUAAGUGGAAUGCCUUUUUUCAGGGUCUGAAGGCUGCAAUGGAGUCUCCUCUGCCUGACAAUGAGAAGAAAGACUAUCUCCUGGGUCUGUACUGGACAGCUCAAAUGGCUUCAAUUUAUGCCUCUGCAGCAUGUAACGCCAGGCAGAGCCACUACUCUUCUGCAGAGGUGUCAUUUGCUAACAACUGGCUGCACUCAGCAGAGUAUGUAUCAGCAGUACGUUUCCAUUCCAGUUUGGAAAAAUCUGUGCUGUUCUUAUCCCCCCUGCCGAGUCGAGUUUUACAGGAUGCACCUAAUACUGCUGAUCUGAGUCAGGAGGAGACCCACACACUGUAUAUCUUCUCCUGGAUGAACAGCAUCGAUACUCUACUGGGUGGGACGCUGAUACGUGCUUGGAGAAGUGCCAUGUGUUCGGUGGACGCAAGAGAGAAAGGCAGAGAGAUGUUGGAGCAGCUAGUACUGAAUCCCAGCUUCCCCACAAGUACUGUCUUUUCCCUCAUUACUAUGACCUGCUGAGACAACGCAUGCACAAACAGCAAGAGAGAGAGAGAGAGAGAGAGAGAGAUAACAAUUCUAAUGGUAUUCAUGUUCUCAUCUGAAAGUUAAAGUGAAUAAAAGAGAAUUGUGUAAC